AGUUUUUUAAGACAUUAUUUCGAACCAAAAGGAUUGAGUUCCAUACUAUACUAUAAGUAAUGUUUACAGGAAAUUUUAAUGUACUGUUCUAAUACAAUUGUGGAUCUAUUGCUGAUAUAAGCAGAAACAAGUACUUUUACGAAUUUUACGUACGAACAGAAAACAGAGCAGCGCCUUAUUUUAUUGGAGUGAUUGUUGGAAUGAUUCUUUUCAAGUUUAGAGAUUCUAAAUUCAAGAUAAGGAAGGGGCCAACACUUCUGUGCUUCGUAGUAGCAAUCGGAGUUAAUGUAGCAAGCAUCAUGGCUUCCUACCCAUUCUACCUACCAGGCUCUACACACACAUAUAUCCAGGCUGGACUGUAUGCAUCUCUCAACCGAGUGUUCGUUGGAGCUUCACUUGGUAGUAUGAUUCUGCUUGCAAGUUUUGGCACCCCAGGAUUCCUGAUGGACAUAUUCGAGUGGAAGCCGUUCCGAGUUCUAGGCAAGUUGGUGUAUAACGUUUACCUCGUCCACACGAUAGGGCAGUUCUACAACAAGGGCUCCCUAAGAACUCCCCUGCAGACAGGAGUGUUUCCCUGCCUGUGGCCGCUGUUUGGUGACAUCACGUUCUCCUUCGCUUUGUCCUUCCUGCUGUUCGUGCUCUUGGAGAACCCAGUGAGGGUACUGGUGAAGAUCCUGUUCCAGAAGGACUCGCCCGCUCCCAGCGGCAAGCAACACGCAACAUCCCACCCCGCCUGAAAAUAUACCGCAAUGUUACACCAAUAAUGUUGUUGGUGGCUUUGGGUUUUUUUCUUUCACACAUUCAUUGUCAGUAUAUUUCCUAUGAUGGUGGUGCUCUUGCGACGAUUUUCUUUUUUACCGUCGUUCGGUUAUAUACGUACCGUACAUAAUUUAGAAAUAUGGGACAUAUACGCAUAAAUAAAGAAAGAAUAAUUAAUGCUUAUGUUUUCACAUUGUAAGGCUACUGUUAAAACUAUUUGUCUCAUUAAAAUAGUUUUAACCCGAUAAACUAUUGUACGCUCAAAGAAAACACUUCAGUUAUGCUUAUGUAAUAUAUUUUAUUUAAUUUUUUCUAUUUGCGACUAAGGCAAAUGUGUUGCUAAUGAAUUAACUUAUAUCAAGUACUGUACUAAUUAGAAUAACAAAUACAGUAAAUAGCGAUUCGCUUACUGAUUAUAGAAUUAACCACUAAUGAAAUAUGAGUCAUUCUUAGUGUGGUAAAGUUCUUAAUCAAUUGAGCCUCGUUUCGAAGCUCUAAUUUCCAGUGCAAAAUCUUCGCAAAACAUGCUAGGAAAAUAAAAGGUGAAUUUAGUUUGUUUAAGGUGAUAAUUUUUAUACAAAUUAUUUUGGAAUAAAGUGAUUAUGUGGUGUCUUGCUGUAA
Molecule: messenger RNA, 1380 nt
Organism: Bacillus rossius redtenbacheri
Lineage: Eukaryota; Metazoa; Arthropoda; Insecta; Phasmatodea; Bacillidae
Exons: 5
Coding region: 201-737 (178 amino acids)
Source: RefSeq, a predicted model, not a curated record